UUCUCACUCUUCUCUUUUCUCAGAGGCUGCUAAACCAAAAUCAAAGCCACGACACAGAGAGAGAGAGAGAAGAGUUUCUCUUCGCAGGCAUAUAAUAAUCACAACGAAGAUUUUGUCUCCAGGGAUCACACUUCAACGUAUUCACCUGAAAAUUCAGAAAACCAUUUUGAGAAAACUGAGAAAAACAAGCGUGCAAGAGAAGACAGCGAGAGAUGAGUGAAAACGACGUCGUUACCGGAGGAGGAGGCUGUACUGUUGUGGUUGGCGUGAAGUUUGAUACGUCGAGCAGUGAGCUGCUGGAUUGGGCUUUGGUUAAGGUUGCUGAACCGGGUGAUACCGUCAUCGCUCUUCACAUUCUCACCAAUGAUCAACCAGGAGACUCUUUGCUUCUCUCCCUUGUUAAAACCUUCGACUCUGUUCGCCAAGUCUAUGAAGGUCUCUGCAAAUUGAAACAGGUUGAGCUGAAGCUGAAGAUAUGUCGGGGCUCUUCUACUCGUAAGGUUCUAGUUAGAGAAGCAAAACUGUGUAAUGGAUCCAAAGUUGUAGUUGGAGUUUCCAAAAGUUACCAUACAAUACAUUCAUCUGUCUUCGUGGCUAAGUACUUAGCCCGGAAACUAUCAAAAGAUUGCUGGGUUAUGGCCGUUGACAACGGGAAAGUCAUGUUUCAGAAAGAUGGUUCCCCAUCAACCACCAAAGGGGAAAGCAAUCCUCGUAGGAACACAUUGUCUAGCUUCUUUCAGAUGCCUGUCACAUUGCAAAAGAAUACAAAAGUAGUUAACAAUUCUGAGGAGGAAGAGAAAGAAGGAGAGGAGGAUUGUUCCAAUGGUCAUAGUCUACGGCCACAGGCUUUAGUGUCUUCCUGCCUUGGGAAUCGCUCUGUUUGUGGAAAUGUAUCUGGAUCAUCUAGUUAUUAUGAUGGAGGUCAAGAUGAUAAUGCUGAUGAUUUCGACAAGUCAAUUGCCUCUGAGCCGCCCGGAAAAGCUCCAGAAGAUUUGACCAGAUUCAUCAAUCUGCUGUUUAAAGAGCUGCCUGAGUUUAGACCAGGUUGGCCUUUGCUUUGUCGUGUAUCUUCUUCAGAUGUGUUAUGUAAUGUUCCUCGGAGUUGUUCGUACAGAAAAAUACCAGUUGCUCAGUGGGUGCUGAAGCUGCCUUCUAGGGCCAACUCUGCUGUUGGGAGUUCAGACACUAAGCGGAUUGGUUUUGAUUAUUCUGAAUCUGAAGAUAAUCAUAAGUUGUCUAGGUUGAACGCUGAAAGCCGAGAAACUGUUCCUGAUGGUAAUGAUUCUAUGAUCGUAAAAUAUUCUCCUGAUGACAGCCCAAGAAAAUUUCCAGAGGAAUUAGGACUUCAUGAGAGGUUCUCCACAUCUUGCCAGUCCUUUAAGUACAGUGAGCUUGUGUCAGUGACAUCUAACUUUUGUCCUGAUAAUUUCAUCGGAAAAGGAGGAAGCAGCAAGGUGUAUAGAGGUUACCUACCCAAUGGAAGAGAGGUUGCAGUGAAAAUUCUCAAGCAAACCAAGGGCGUAUUGAAAGAUUUUGUGGCAGAGAUUGACAUCAUUACAACCUUAAACCAUAAGAAUGUUAUUUCCCUCUUAGGUUACUGCUUUGAAGACAAAAACCUCUUACUGGUAUACAAUUAUCUCUCAAGAGGAAGCCUUGAAGAAAAUCUCCAUGGCAACAAGAAAGAUUCAGUAGCGUUUGGUUGGAUGGAGAGAUAUAAAGUGGCUUUGGGAAUAGCUGAGGCGUUGGACUAUCUGCAUAACAGUGCUCCACAAGCUGUUAUUCACAGAGAUGUUAAGUCAUCAAACAUAUUGUUGUCUGAUGAUUUUGAGCCACAACUUUCUGAUUUUGGGCUUGCAAAGUGGGAGUCGGCAUCUACAACGCAGACAAUCUGCUCCGAUGUCUCAGGCACCUUUGGGUACUUAGCUCCAGAGUACUUUAUGUAUGGCAAGAUGAACAAUAAGAUAGAUGUUUAUGCAUAUGGUGUUGUACUCCUCGAGCUUCUUUCUGGAAGAAAACCUGUUAAUAGCGAAUCUCCAAAGGCUCGAGAAAGUCUUGUUAUGUGGGCGAAACCAAUUCUGGAAGAUAGACACUAUCCUCAGUUACUGGAUCCGUGUUUGCUAGAUGACAACGAUAGUGAUCAGAUGGAGAGGAUGGCGUUAGCGGCCACUCUUUGUAUAAGACAUAAUCCUCAAUCUAGGCCAGAAAUGGGAAUGGUCUUAGAUCUUCUUAAAGGUGACACGGAGAUGCUAAAGUGGGCAAAGGAAGAAAUCAGUAAUGGUUUAGAGGAUUCAAAGCUGCUCAAAGACGAGAAACUGCAUAGGUCAAAUCUACAGUCACAUCUAAACCUAGCAUUCCUAGACAUGGAAGACGACUCUCACUCCAUGAGAAGCAUGGAUCAAGGCAUCUCCGUGGAGGAUUAUCUUAAUGGCAGGGAAAGCCGCUCAUCUAGCUUCAAUUGAACUUAUUCUAUUGACAUCAACAAAGCACAAGUGCAAAACUGUCCAAGCUGGGAUGGUCAAGACUCUUUGUAUGCGACUCACAAGUGACAAGGUACAAAUGUCAGUGUAAGUGUAUAGUAUAGUAUGAAAGAAAAGGUGUUUCUUUCCAUUUUGGAUAGGGUGGUGGAUGAGAGGUGGAUGUGUUGUGAGUGCUAUUGCCCCUCCUCCCUCCCUUGGUUUAGAGUUAUAUAUGAAGCUUUCAGUUGUUAUGGGGUCUGUUUCACAACUUUUACCUUUGUUGUGGGGCAAAAUAGACAAUGCAAAUAUGUGCAUUCCUUGAUCCUAAUGGAUCUAAGUGAAUUUUCUUUGUCAUGUAAUUGCUCGUACCUGUCAUUAUCUAACAUUAUCUUGUUGAAAUGAAUUAUUU
This is a messenger RNA of Eruca vesicaria subsp. sativa (arugula), 2865 nucleotides long. Lineage: Eukaryota; Viridiplantae; Streptophyta; Magnoliopsida; Brassicales; Brassicaceae. The record is from the annotation of a GenBank genome assembly.